Rangifer tarandus platyrhynchus (Svalbard reindeer) is the source of this 1200-nucleotide messenger RNA. Lineage: Eukaryota; Metazoa; Chordata; Mammalia; Artiodactyla; Cervidae. The record is from the annotation of a GenBank genome assembly.
AUGGCGGCGACGGCUGCCGCGGUGGUGGCGGAGGAGGACACGGAGCUGCGGGACCUGCUGGUGCAGACGCUGGAGAACAGCGGGGUCCUGAACCGCAUCAAGGCUGAACUCCGGGCAGCUGUGUUUUUAGCACUAGAGGAGCAAGAAAAAGUAGAGAACAAAACUCCUUUAGUUAAUGAGAGCCUGAAAAAGUUUUUAAAUACAAAAGAUGGCCGGCUGGUGGCCAGUCUCGUUGCCGAAUUUCUUCAGUUUUUUAAUCUUGACUUUACCUUGGCAGUUUUUCAGCCUGAAACUAGCACAUUUCAAGGUCUUGAAGGUCGAGAGAAUUUAGCCCGAGAUUUAGGAAUUAUUGAAGCCGAAGGUACUGUGGGUGGACCCUUAUUAUUAGAAGUGAUCAGACGCUGUCAACAGAAAGAAAAAGGGUCAACCAGUGGAGAAGGUGCACUGGACCUGUCUGAUAUACAUUCUCCACCAAAGUCACCAGAAGGAAAAACAGAUGCACACACUCCUCCCAGUAAGAUACCAAGGUAUAAAGGACAAGGUAAGAAGAAGACAAGCGGGCAGCAGUCUGGUGCCAAGAAGGCCAGCAAUGAUGCCAGUCACAGCGAUACCAGUAUCUCAUCAUCAGAGCCAAAGAGCAGAAGUAGUCUUCACUUGCUGGCCCAUGAAGCUAAAAUCGGGUCCUUGUUAGGCAACAGCAGUCUCGAUGUCAACGCCAAAGCGGAUCCUGGUCCAGAUGAAGAUGACCUGGAAGGGGAUUCUUUCUUUGAUGACCCCGUUCCUAAACCAGAAGCAGCGUACGGUUGGAGAAGUGAACCCAGUAAGCAAGCAGGAAGCCUUGCAUCGCUGUCUGAUGCGCCCCCCCUAAAAAGUGGACUCAGCUCCCUUGCUGGAGCCCCUUCAUUGAAAGAGUCUGAAAGUAAAAGGGGAAACCCAAUUCUAAAAGAUGUUAAAUUGGUCAAUGAUAAAAUUGGAUCACUUGGAUUAGGGACUGGAGAAGAAGAUGACUAUGUUGAUGAUUUUAAUAGCACCAGCCAUCGUUCAGAGAAGAGUGAGCUGAGUAUUGGGGAAGAGAUUGAGGAGGACUUCUCUGUGGAAAUGGAUGACGCCAACACCAGUGACAAACUUGAGGACCUGACACAGGACCUGACCGUGUCCCAGCUCAGUGACGUCGCCGAUUACCUGGAAGACGUGGCCUAG